Messenger RNA from Neltuma alba, 765 nucleotides. RefSeq names its product FCS-Like Zinc finger 8. The transcript has 2 exons. The coding region runs from base 1 to 765 and encodes 254 amino acids. The record is from RefSeq and is a predicted model, not a curated record. Lineage: Eukaryota; Viridiplantae; Streptophyta; Magnoliopsida; Fabales; Fabaceae.
AUGACUCCGGCAAGUGAACAUUAUUUGACAAAUUUUACAUUUUUCUUCGUUUCCCUCAGACUCCUCGGAAGACUUGCUUUCCGAAUUUUCCAUUACGAAAACGAAAGCACCGCCUCCCCGUCGUCACCGACACCAGAAACUGAGGGCAGACGCUUUCUGAGUCCAGUCGAUUCGAAAGGCGUUGGUCUGGGAAUUGUCGGAGCUCUUGUGGACGACAAUUCUGUCGACUCCGAACAGAACCCUGAAAGCCCGAGGAUUCUGUUCGGGUUCCAAAUUAACACCGAUUCACCUCCCUUACUUUUUCUAUCUGAUUCGCCUGUGACCUCAUCGGAUUCCGAAACAGAGGUCACCACCGAGUCCCGAGUCGGAACCUGGAACCCUCCUCGGAUCAUCCAAAUCUGUCUUUCUGCCAGCGAGAUGGAGAUGUCUGAGGAGUACACUCGGGUAAUUUUUCACGGCCCUAAGCCGAGAAUCAUGCAUAUAUACAGCAACUGCAUUGUUGACAACAGCUUGUUCGAAGCUGAAUCGUCCUCGGUGUCGUCGCCGGCAGACGAUCAAAGUGUGUAUCCUUCGUCGAGGUUUCUGAGCUUCUGUGAUUUCUGCAAGAAAAGGAUGGGGCGCCAAGACAUCUACAUGUUGAGGGAUGAGAGAGCCUUCUGCAGUGCUCAGUGCAGGUACGCCGGAAUACUGAUGACUGAAGAAGAAGAGUUCUUGAAGGUAGCCCCGGUGAAGAAGGCGGAACUUUUGAGUGUAGCGGCUGUGUGA